AUGAGGCAGCAACGGGCCCUGGUGGCCAAGGAGGCCCAUGGGCUCCUGGGGGGCAUCAGGAAGAGUAUCCUGGAGGCCACAGUGGGGAACGCCCGGAUGGUUCUGCAGAUCGACAACGCGCGCCUGGCGGCCGAUGACUUCCGUGUGAAGUGGGAGGCAGAGCUGUCCAUGCGCCUGGCGGUGGAGAACGACAUCUCGGGGCUGCGGAAGGUGAUCGAUGACACCAACAUGGCGCGGCUGCAGCUGGAGGGGGAGCUGGAGGCCCUCAAGGAGGAGCUCAUCUUCAUGAGGAAGAACCACGAGGAGGAGGUGCAGAGCCUGCAGGCCCAGGUGUCCAGCUCAGGGCUGACGGUGGAGGUGGACGCGCCCAAGUCCCAGGAUCUGGGCAAGAUCCUGGCAGAGCUGAGGGCUCAGUAUGACACCCUGGCCCAGAAGAACCUGGAGGACCUGGAGAAGCAAUGGGGGAGGCAGAUCACCGAGAGCACCAUCGAGAUCACGCAGAGCAGCAAGGAGAUCGACACGGCCCGCAGCACCCUGGUGGACCUGCGCCGCACCGUGCAGACCCUGGAGAUCGACCUGGAGUCCCUCCGCAACCAGAAGGCGGGGCUGGAGAACAACCUGCUGGAGGUGGAGAACCGGUACCGGGCGCAGCUGGAGCAGCUGCACGGGCUGGUGCUGCGGGUGGAGGCGGAGCUGGGGCAGGCGCGGGCGGAGCUGCAGCGCCAGCUCCAGGAGCACCAGGACCUGCUCAACGCCAAGGACAAGCUGGAGGCCGAGAUCGCGACCUACCGGCAGCUGCUGGAGGGGGGGGAGGAGUUUAGGUAG
Chaetura pelagica (chimney swift) is the source of this 825-nucleotide messenger RNA. RefSeq names its product keratin 18 (gene KRT18). The record is from RefSeq and is a predicted model, not a curated record. The transcript has 6 exons. Gene Ontology annotation, molecular function: structural molecule activity. Bases 1 to 825 code for a protein of 274 amino acids. Gene Ontology annotation, cellular component: keratin filament. NCBI's taxonomy places the organism in Eukaryota, Metazoa, Chordata, Aves, Apodiformes, Apodidae. Gene Ontology annotation, biological process: intermediate filament cytoskeleton organization.